Molecule: messenger RNA, 516 nt
Organism: Tinamus guttatus (white-throated tinamou)
Lineage: Eukaryota; Metazoa; Chordata; Aves; Tinamiformes; Tinamidae
Gene: MYL4
Product: myosin light chain 4
Biological process (GO): cardiac muscle contraction
Cellular component (GO): A band; myosin II complex
Molecular function (GO): actin monomer binding; calcium ion binding
Source: RefSeq, a predicted model, not a curated record
CGCGCUCCUCAUGCCCAGAUCUCUUCUCUUGUCCCGACAGGUCGAAUUCACAGCAGAGCAGAUUGAAGAGUUCAAAGAAGCCUUCAGCCUCUUCGACCGGACGCCUACGGGAGCCAUGCAGAUCACGUACGCGCAGUGUGGAGACGUCCUGCGGGCGCUCGGCCACAACCCGACCAACGCGGAGGUCCUGAAGGUGCUGGGCAAACCCAAAACAGAAGAAAUGAGCACAAAGAUGCUGGACUUCGAGGCCUUCCUGCCCAUACUGCAGCACAUCGCCCGCAACAAGGAGCAGGGCACCUUGGAGGACUUUGUGGAAGGGCUGCGCGUCUUCGACAAGGAGGGCAACGGCAUGGUCAUGGGGGCAGAGCUGCGCCACGUGCUGGCCACGCUGGGGGAGAAGAUGACAGAGAGCGAGGUGGAGCAGCUCAUGGCCGGGCAUGAAGAUGCCAAUGGCUGCAUCAACUAUGAAGCUUUUGUCAAGCACAUCAUGUCUGGCUAAAACAAGAAACUCCAGGU